This is a messenger RNA of Ipomoea nil (Japanese morning glory), 765 nucleotides long. RefSeq lists its product as uncharacterized. The record is from RefSeq and is a predicted model, not a curated record. Bases 1 to 765 code for a protein of 254 amino acids. Lineage: Eukaryota; Viridiplantae; Streptophyta; Magnoliopsida; Solanales; Convolvulaceae. The transcript is spliced from 2 exons.
AUGAGUGCAAAGUUAAUGAUUGUAAGCCUCUUACAAACCCAGCUGCUGUUUUCUCAAGCCGUUAGUCCUUCUUCUCAACCACAUGAGAACCCGACUCAGUAUCGGCGCAUCGUUGGGGCUUUACAGUAUCUCACCAUCACUCGCCCUGACCUAUCUUACGCUGUCAAUCGCCUCUGCCAGUUCAUGCACUCUCCGACAGAUGAACAUUGUUUGCUUGUUAAGCGGGUUCUUCGGUAUGUCAAAGGGACUUUGGAUUAUGGGCUUCGUAUCUCGUCUUCUGCAUCCUCGACUAUUCAUGCCUUCUCAGACUCCGACUGGGCCGGCUGUCCGGUAGAUAGGAAGAGCACUAGUGGAUAUGCUGUUUUCUUGGGUGACAACCUCAUCUCUUGGCUAUCACGGAAGCAGCGCACUGUGGCCCGUUCGUCUACUGAGGCUGAAUACAAAGCCUUAGCUGAUGUUGUUGCUGAGGUUACUUGGGUAGUGUCUCUUCUUCGUGAGCUUGGCCUACACUCUGGUCAACCAUCCACUCUAUGGUGUGACAAUCUAGGAGCCACAUACCUCUGCACAAACCCCGUCUUCCACGCAAGGACGAAGCAUGUUGAGAUCGACUACCACUUUGUACGUGACAAAGUUGCCUCCGGGGAGUUUAUCGUUAAUUUUGUGUCCACUAAAGAUCAACUGGCUGAUAUCCUCACCAAACCGCUACCGGGACCUCGCUUCACUGCUCUCCGAGGCAAGCUCAAUGUUGUCUCGCACCCACCUUGA